This is a messenger RNA of Zootoca vivipara (common lizard), 3186 nucleotides long. RefSeq names its product isoleucyl-tRNA synthetase 2, mitochondrial (gene IARS2). Gene Ontology annotation, cellular component: mitochondrion. The record is from RefSeq and is a predicted model, not a curated record. Gene Ontology annotation, molecular function: aminoacyl-tRNA deacylase activity; isoleucine-tRNA ligase activity; ATP binding. NCBI's taxonomy places the organism in Eukaryota, Metazoa, Chordata, Lepidosauria, Squamata, Lacertidae. Gene Ontology annotation, biological process: isoleucyl-tRNA aminoacylation; mitochondrial translation.
CGCCGUAGCAGGCCCGGAAGUGCCCAUAGGGCAAAGUUAAGAAGAUGUGGGCACUGCGGGCGCCGCCGGUGCGCCAGUCCUCUCAGCGUGCCUGGGGCUGGGCGUGCAGGGCGGUGUCUGCGGGGCCCAGUAGGGGCCAGAAAGCGAGCCCGAACUCUAAAUACCGCGAGACGGUGUUGCUGCCCCGAAGCGAUUUCCCCGUCCACUUGCCCGGCCGGCUGCAGCCCGAAACCGAGUUGGAGAUUCAGCAGAAAUGUGGCUUCUCAGAACUGUAUUCAUGGCAAAGACAAAGGAAAACGAAGCAAGAAUUUUGUCUUCAUGAUGGACCACCGUAUGCCAAUGGAGAUCCCCAUGUUGGUCAUGCAUUGAAUAAAAUUUUGAAAGACAUCACAAAUCGGUUUCACGUGAUGAGAGGCUAUAAGGUACACUAUGUGCCAGGAUGGGAUUGCCAUGGAUUACCUAUAGAGUUAAGAGCAUUGUCAGAACUUGAGGAAACUGAACAUCUUUCUCCAAUGGAAAUCAGACAGAAAGCUAAAGAAUUUGCAGAAAAGGUAAUUGAAAAACAGAAAGAGGCCUUUAUCCGCUGGGGCAUAAUGGCAGAUUGGGAGAACUGCUACCAUACGUUUGAUAGCAAGUACGAAGCAAAACAACUGGGCAUUUUUCACCAAAUGUUUGAUAAGGGUUAUAUUUAUCAGGACUAUAAGCCGGUGUUUUGGUCUCCAUCAACAAAUACAGCCUUGGCUGAAGCUGAACUUGAAUACAACCAGCAGCAUGUUAGUCGUUCUGUUUAUGUCAGAUUUCCCUUAUUGAAACCACCACCUAAGCUGGCUUCUGUGAUAGACGGAUUACCUGCUGUGAAUUUGAUAAUCUGGACCACACAGCCUUGGACUAUUCCAUCGAAUGAAGCUGUCUGUUAUAUGCCAAAUUCAGAGUAUUCCAUUGUGAAGUGUGCAGACACUGGGGAACAUUUCAUUGUAGCGGCAGAAAGAGUACAAUCUAUAGCUGCUGCUUUGGAUAUGCAGUUUGACGUGAUUUCAACAUGUAAAGGUACGGAUUUGGAAAGUGGUGUGUGCUCACACCCCACCAUUCCUGAAAAGCAGUCUCCCCUUUUGCCUGCAAACCAUGUGACCAUGUCAAAAGGAACAGGAUUAGUUCAUACAGCCCCAGCUCAUGGUAUGGAAGAUUACAGUGUAGCUUCUCAUCACCAACUACCCAUGGACUGCCUGGUGGGUGAAGAUGGGCGUUUCACGGAGGCUGCAGGGCCUGAGCUUCAAAAGAAAGCUGUCCUCGAAGAAGGAAAUGAAGCUGUCAUUCGGAUGCUUCAAGGAACAAAGAGCUUAUUAAAAGAAGAGAAAUGCAUACACAGCUACCCUUAUGACUGGAGGACUAAGAAACCAGUGAUCAUUCGUGCCAGCAAGCAGUGGUUCAUUAAUACGGCAAAUCUCAAGGCUGCUGCCCAGGAUGCACUAAAGAAAGUAAAAUUUGUCCCAGCCUCGGGGAUGAACAGAAUGCUAGAGAUGCUGGACAAAAGAACAUACUGGUGUAUAUCGAGGCAGCGGCGUUGGGGUGUUCCCAUUCCAGUUUUUUACCAUAAGGAAACGGGAGAAUCCUUAAUAAACAGAAAAAGCAUUGAGAAUGUUAUUAAGAUAGUGGAGCAGCAUGGCAGUGAUGCAUGGUGGACCCUUCCUAUUGAACAGCUUCUUCCCAGUGAAGCUUUGGCACAGGCUGGAAAUGUCCAGGAUUACAUACAAGGACAGGAUGUCCUAGACAUCUGGUUUGAUAGUGGAACAUCUUGGGCUCAUGUUUUGGAAGAUGCAGGUGAAAGGGCUGAUCUAUACUUGGAAGGGAAAGACCAGCUGGGAGGCUGGUUUCAGUCUUCUCUCUUGACCAGCGUGGCAACACGAAAAAAGGCACCAUAUAAGGCUGUUAUGGUUCAUGGAUUCACUCUUGGUGAAAAAGGAGAAAAGAUGUCUAAAUCGAUUGGCAACGUUGUUGACCCGGAUGUAGUUAUCAAUGGCGGCAGCGACCACAGUACAGACCCUCCAUAUGGCGCCGAUAUUCUACGCUGGUGGGUGGCAGAGUCGAAUGUCUUUGCGGAAGUUCUUAUUGGGCCAGCUGUGCUUAACUCUGCACGAGAUGACAUCAACAAGCUUCGGAACACGAUUCGUUUCUUGCUCGGCAACCUGGCCGGCUUCACCCCAGAGACGGACACAGUCCCCACAUCGGAGAUGUAUGUAAUAGACCAAUAUAUGCUCCACCUGCUGCAGGGCUAUGCAAACAAGGUUACAACAGCGUAUAAGGAAUAUGACUAUGGCAAAGUCGUACGAUUACUGCAAGCCUUCCAUACUAGAGAGCUGUCUAGUUUUUACUUUAGCAUAAUCAAGGACAGACUUUAUUGUGAAGAAGAAAAAGAUCCCAAGCGCCGCUCAUGUCAAACAGCCUUAGCUGCAAUUUUCGACACGGUGGUUCGUUCUUUUGCACCAAUCCUUCCUCAUUUGGCUGAAGAGGUAUUCCAGUACCUUCCGUAUCAGAAAGAGUCAGAUAGCGUGUUUCGUUCUGGGUGGAUGAACACAAGUCCCGUAUGGAAGAAACCCGGCCUUGAAGAAGCAGUGGAGGGAGCCUGUGCAAUGAGAGAUGCUUUCCUGGGCUCCAUCGCUGGCAAAAAUGCUUUGGAAUAUCAGGUGGUACUUGUGAUUGAGCCUGGACUGCUCUUUGAAUUAAUGGAGGUGCUGCAACACGAGGAGUGUUCCAGUACAUCCCAGCUAAACGAAAUAAUGAUGGCAUCACAAACAACGCUGCUUAGUGAAGUCCCGAGAGACAUGAUCACAGAUGAUAUGAUUAAAGGGACAUUUCUGAUCAACUUAGAAGGUGGUGAUAUCCGGGAAGAGUCUGCCUAUAAAGUCAUAGUUCUACCGGCUGCCAAAUCAAAAUGCCUGCGCUGUCGAAAAUACACUGCGGAUUCAGCAGACACCCCCUGUGCACGCUGCAGGGAAAUACUUGGGAAAUAGCAACCGCGUCUCCAUGCUCUCUCAAAAGCAACCUGAUAUUUUGCUGACCUAUUUCUAAGAAAUGUGUGUAAUGAGAAAACACGCACUACUACUGCGGGGAGAGAGGUUGGAAUGUUUAUUUGAAAACAGUUUGGUGUAUAUACGUAAGCUUGUACAUUAAUAAACUGCUUGUGAGAGA